This is a messenger RNA of Cladophialophora carrionii CBS 160.54, 1482 nucleotides long. RefSeq lists its product as uncharacterized. The record is from RefSeq and is a predicted model, not a curated record. The transcript is spliced from 11 exons. Lineage: Eukaryota; Fungi; Ascomycota; Eurotiomycetes; Chaetothyriales; Herpotrichiellaceae. The coding region runs from base 1 to 1482 and encodes 493 amino acids. Gene Ontology annotation, molecular function: oxidoreductase activity, acting on paired donors, with incorporation or reduction of molecular oxygen; heme binding; iron ion binding.
AUGCAGUUGCAGGCCAUCACCGUCUGUGUUGUUGCUGCUCUUGGUGUACUAUCAUGGCUUUUGAGGACCAGAUCUAGGCGGGCCAGACUCCAGCGUCUGGGACAACCUCCUGUCAUGGUGCCGUACUGGUUGCCCUUUGGCCUCGAUACCGCCUACGCCAUGGUGUCACACCUGUUGAAUCUGGAUUUCUUCGAAUGGGCACGAGAAUUGAUGAACAACCCUGGUCGAACCUGUGAGCUGUAUAUUGCCGGCACACGCCUGAUCAUGACCGAUGACUGCGACAACAUAAGAGCAAUCAUGUAUGGUCAGUUUGGUGAAUUCUUGAAAGGGAAAUUUACGCACGAAGUCUUUGCAAGUGUGACAGGCGAUUCUGUCUUUUCAACUGAUGGCGAUGUCUGGGUCGCCAACAAGAACCAACUCCGCCCAUACCUGUCAAAGAGCCGACCUUCAGAUUUCGACGUGACUGAAACCCAUGUCAAGUUCUUUCUUGACCAGCUGGACAAUGGAGGCGAAGCUAUAGAGGUCUAUGACCUCGUCGAUCGAUUACAGCUCGAUGUCGUCACCCACACGUUCUUUGGUGAAUCAACAGACACAUUGCACGGCAAGCAGCAACCGUUUCGAGAUGCCAUGGACAAGGUCUUGACGUAUAACACAAUGAGAAUUCUGGCAGGGCAUAUAUCACUGUACUUUCCUGACACGGUGUUCAUCCCAAAAGCCACGCGAGAUCUUAACAGCUAUAUGGACAUGAGGGUCGCAGAGACGCUAUCCUUGCCGACUGCUGAUCUUGAGAAACGUGGAUCUUCCAUCACUCUAAUGGAGGCGUUGGCUUUGCAGAAGGCCGAUGCCAAAGUAAUCAAAAACCAGCUCAUCUCGGUCUUACUUGCAGGCAAAGAUCCAGUUGGAAUCACCAUCUCAUGGGCUCUCUACGAGCUUGCACGCAACCCGGAAGUGGUCAAGCUCCUGCGAAAAGAAAUAGAACAAGUAUGCGGAUUUGAUGCUCCACCUACAGAGCAACAUCUCAAGCAGAUGACCCUGCUUAAAAACAUCAUCCGCGAGACUCUGCGGCUCUAUCAUCCAUUGGGAUUCAAUGUACGUGAGGCCAAGUUCGACACUACUAUCCCAAGGGGUGGCGGACCGGAUGGAAACUCGCCCGUGACCAUCUUGAAGGGUGAAAUGGUUGCCUAUUCGGUGAUGUCGUUGCAACGAAGGCACGAUAUCGUGGGUCCGACUGCUGACGAAUGGUUGCCCUCCCGCUAUGAUAAUUGGCAACCGCAGACAUGGGAGUUCAUCCCCUUCAACCAUGGCCCUAGGAUCUGUUUGGGCAGGAUGUUCGGAUACUUCCAGAUGGAAUAUGUGCUCUGUCGCAUCUUCCAAAAGUUUGAGCGGAUCGAGUCUGGUGACAAUAAAACCCAGAAGAUCAAGAUUGAGCUGAACACGAAGAUGGCAUUCCCUGUCAUGUGCCGGUUUUACAAGAGCACAUAA